AUGUGGGGUCUAAUGACUCCAAAGAGCCCCAUGAGUCCUUAUGUUGAAGAGAAAAAGUUCUCACAACUCAAAUCUAUGAAUGUUCCAUGGAUUACUAUUCAAACAAGUUCAUAUAAAUCGGCAUCUUCCUCACCUUCAAAAAAGAAUUCACCAAGGCAAUCCAAUUCAGCACCAACAACACCAGAAAGAGUGUUUCAACCAUUUCAAGCAUCAAAGGUUACAUUUAGCCGUGAAGAAAUGAAAAUGUUGGAUCCAGAACCAGAAUUUCAAGAAAAAUUAAGAAUAUAUAGAUCGAAUUCUAAACUACUACAACUACAAGACCGAAAUCAAGAGCGAGAAAAAGAAAUGGCUCUAAUUUCUCCCAAAAAACAAGUUGAACCUCCUCCAAAAAAGCAAAUAGAGAAGUCAGACUCAUUUAUAUCAGCUAAUUUUGAUGAAGAGGAUAAUUUCAUUCGCCAAAUUUCAUCAGAAAUGCUUGUACAACCACAAAAACCUCGAAAUUUCGAAUUAACAGACGACCAAUCAAUUAAAGAUCUACGAAAGAGUGUAUGGCGUCAUUGCCAUGGAAUGAUAAAUACAUAUGACGCAAAAAAGAUCCACGCAGUUAAUGGAAACUUAAAUCAUGCAACGAUAGGGAAUUCUGUCGAUCUACAUCUUACAAAAGGACAGAAGAAAGUCAGACGAGCAAUAGAAGACCAUUCCAGCCUUGAAGAUCCAAUGAAAGGUUUAUCUCAUGAUGAUGUUCUUACAAAUGACCAAAAGGCCGAAGAAAGAGAAUUAAUGAGCUCAAUGAAAGAUACAUACUCUGGAAAAAGACUCAGAAACUACAUAGAAGAGAAUGGAGAAAGACCUCCCAGAUUUCUUGAAGAUAUGGAAUUUACAAAGAAUGCAAUUGUUUCUAGACCAAAACAUAAAGUGUCCUCUAGAUUUAAACCGGCAAAAAGACCAAAACAACAGAUCGAUUCAAAUCAUGGAACUUUUCAAUAG
Messenger RNA from Trichomonas vaginalis G3, 987 nucleotides. RefSeq lists its product as uncharacterized. The record is from RefSeq and is a predicted model, not a curated record. NCBI's taxonomy places the organism in Eukaryota, Parabasalia, Trichomonadida, Trichomonadidae. Bases 1 to 987 code for a protein of 328 amino acids. The transcript has a single exon.